Molecule: messenger RNA, 261 nt
Organism: Staurois parvus
Lineage: Eukaryota; Metazoa; Chordata; Amphibia; Anura; Ranidae
Source: the annotation of a GenBank genome assembly
GUAAAUUGAUGGUGCUAUGUACAGUAAGUACCUGUAAUAGAUAAAUAAAUAAAUACUGCUUUGAUGAAUCCAUCAUCCUGGUUGCUGCAGGUUAGUGAACCUCGCACAUCGCCCUGCUGGCUCAUGUCCAGGGGCGGACUGACCAUUUGGAAAAACUCGGGCACCGCCCGAGGGCCCGGGAUGCCCCUGGUAACUUUUUCAUAGGCUUUUUUGAGUUUGGGCAAGGACACAGGGGCCCCAUGAUCCCCUAUUGCCCGGGGG